Zychaea mexicana is the source of this 3382-nucleotide messenger RNA. RefSeq names its product adaptin N terminal region-domain-containing protein. The record is from RefSeq and is a predicted model, not a curated record. NCBI's taxonomy places the organism in Eukaryota, Fungi, Mucoromycota, Mucoromycetes, Mucorales, Lichtheimiaceae. Gene Ontology annotation, biological process: intracellular protein transport; protein secretion; endoplasmic reticulum to Golgi vesicle-mediated transport. Gene Ontology annotation, molecular function: structural molecule activity. The coding region runs from base 494 to 3343 and encodes 949 amino acids. The transcript is spliced from 12 exons. Gene Ontology annotation, cellular component: Golgi membrane; endoplasmic reticulum; endoplasmic reticulum-Golgi intermediate compartment.
CAUUCGGGAACGUUAUAACGUAGAGAUACUGGGUGAGUAUCUUUUUUGCUCGAGUUCACACAGGGAAAAAUAUACUGGGAAGGCGCGGAAAAUUUGCAUCCACUGUUCGUAGCAAGCUAUCGAUUUAGUUAUAGGAGACGCUCAGCAACGCUGGUUUUUAAGGGAACUAAUCGUCGAGGAUACGUUAGCUUAACAAAGCUUUAGAUAGAAUAGUGGUCAAACAGGGCACUUGUCUGCCAUAUGCCUGCUUACACCCACUAGCGCAACAUUCUUUAUUAUAUGCAAUUUUUGGGACCUUUCGAAACUACAAUAAUGCCACGUCGCUUCAGGCCCCGCCGGCAAUUUCUGACGACUUUCUCGAAAACCAAGCAGUAAGCUCACCGAAAAGUAAAGUGAACUCACUGGUUAAUUCAAACAAACUUAUACUUCAUCUGUCAUAUUUACAACAGCACUGUUAUUAACCCCAACGAGACGGUGCAAAAAUAAGUUGGACAUGAGUUACGCUAAACGAGACGAAGACAGUGACGUCGGUCUCCUGUAUCAUAUCGAUAAGACAACGGUCUUACAGGAUGCUCGUGCCUUUAACGACUCGCCUAUCAACGCGCGGAAAUGUCGAGUGCUAUUGACAAAGAUCAUUUAUCUUCUUUAUCUCGGUGAACCUUUCAACGUCCAGGAAGCAACAGACCUGUUUUUUAAUGUCAUAAAACUCUUUCAAUCCAAAGACACUUCUUUACGACAAAUGAUGUAUCUAGUAAUCAAAGGGCUCUCGGGAGUGGCAGAAGAUGUCAUUAUGGUCACACAGUCUUUAAUCAAGGAUAUCCAAUCCAAGCAAGAGACCAUUUACCGUGCUAACGCCGUCCGUGCCCUGUGUUUGAUUACCGAUCCAUCAAUGAUUCAGGGAAUCGAGCGUAUCAUGAAGGCUUCCAUUUUGGAUAAAACGCCAUCUGUAUCGUCAGCCGCCCUCGUAUCCUCGUAUCACAUUUUCAAUGUAGCCAAGGAUAUCGUGCGUAGAUGGUCUAAUGAGGUUCAGGAGGCCGCGAAUGCAAAAGCAUCAGGUUCGGGCUUUGCUUCAGCUGCUUCUAGCUAUAUGUCCAGCUUUGGUCAAUCACAAAACAAUCCUCAAACCGUUGUUUCGGCAAGCAAUUGCAAUCAGUACCAUGCACUUGGCUUAUUGUACCUCAUCCGACAACACGAUCGCAUGGCCGUCGCUAAACUCGUCCAAACGUUCUCGGGCUCAUCCCGUGGUGGCGGAUUAUUUAGCGGUGGCGGUGGCGGUAGCCCUCUCCAAAAUCCAGCCGCUAUUUGUUUACUUAUUCGCUACGCAUGCAAAGUGAUGGAGGAAGACCCAGGAUCGACGCACCGCAUCUACGAAUUAAUGGAAGGAUUUCUCAAACAUAAGGACUAUAUGGUUAACCUCGAAGCUGCCCGUGCUAUUUGUGCAAUGCCUGAUGCCUCUUCCAAAGAGCUUUAUCCCGCAAUUUCUGUAUUGCAACUCUUCCUUUCGUCACCAAAACCUACAUUACGAUUUGCCGCUAUCCGUACUCUGAGCAACCUUUCUUUGACCAAACCAGCUGCUGUAUCUCCAUGCAACCUUGAUAUGGAGAACCUAAUCACAGAUCAAAAUCGCAGUAUUGCAACCUUUGCUAUCACGACCUUGCUCAAAACCGGUAACGAGGCCUCGGUGGAUCGCCUAAUGAAGCAGAUCAGCGGUUUCAUGAGCGAGAUCUCGGACGAGUUUAAGGUUAUCGUGGUCGAUGCAAUCCGUUCCUUAUGUCUGAAAUUUCCAAACAAACAAGCUGUCAUGCUCUCUUUCUUGAGUGGUGUACUACGCGAUGAAGGAGGAUACGACUUUAAAAAGACAGUUGUGGAGGCGAUUUUUGACAUGGUCAAGUUUAUUUCGGACUGCAAGGAUACAGCACUCUCCCAUCUUUGUGAAUUUAUUGAGGAUUGCGAAUUCACCAAACUGUCGGUUCGUGUACUUUAUCUUCUUGGUGUCGAGGGACCAAAGACAGCUACGCCGACAAAGUAUAUCCGUCACAUUUACAACCGCGUCAUUCUAGAAAACUCUAUUGUUCGUGCUGCAGCUGUAAAUGCGCUUACCAAAUUUGGACUUUAUGUGGAGGAUCAAUCUGUCAGAAAGUCUAUUUAUGUGUUGUUGACAAGAUGCUUAGAUGAUACUGACGACGAGGUCCGAGAUCGUGCUGCUCUUGCUUUGGCGCUUAUGGAUAAUGAGAGUCUUUCGAAACAAUACAUCCGAGAUGAUGCUACAUUUGCCCUUCCCACUUUGGAACGUCAGCUUGCGGAAUACAUCAACAGCCCACUGGCCAAUGAUCAAGAAUUUGAUUUGGAGUCGGUCCCUGUUAUAAGCAAAGCUCAAGAGGAUGAGGAGAGACGAAAAAUUCAAACGCAGGAAACCACACCUAUUCCAAUGGCCAAGACUCCAUCAUCGCAAGCCCUCGGAUCCCCCGCUGUCGGAGCGCCAUCUACGCCUGGUGCAGCUGCUACCCCAUCCAAAGUAUCCAGCUUGGACCAACAAGCAGUUUAUGCUGAACAACUUGCUGCAUAUACCGAAUUCUCCACAUUUGGCACUUUGUUUAAGAGCUCAAGCAAACCUGCUGAGCUGACUGAGAGUGAAACCGAAUAUGUUGUCCAUUGCAUCAAGCAUACGUUUGCCAGACAUUUGGUUUUCCAGUUCAAUUGUACCAACACUUUAAGCGACCAGUUACUGGAAAAUAUUGACAUGAUCAUGCAGCCCGAGAUUGAUGACUGCGGCUUGACUAAGGUGGCAGAAAUACCAGCGGCUAGGCUUGAAUAUAACGUGCCCGGCGUGAUUUAUAUUGCGUACGAGCGAGAAGACGAUGGCGACUUCCCAAUUGUGAGCUUCACAAACACACUCAAAUUUGAUGUCAAGGAUUGCGAUCCUACCACAGGUGAACCGGACCCUGAAGGAUAUGAGGAUGAAUAUCAAGUCGAGGAUAUUGAAGUGACAACGAGGGAUUACAUCCGCCCUACAUAUAUUUCCAACUUCUCAGAAGAGUGGGAGCCUCUCGCAGAAAACGAGGCUGUAGAGCGAUUCGAGCUGGACAAGGACAAGGCACCAAGUCUUAAAGCGGCAUGCUCAUUGAUCAUCGGUCUUCUCGGUAUGCAAGCAUUGGAAGACAGUGCCCUGCCUAAGAGUAAUGCUACUCAUAUUCUCUUGCUUGCAGGCACUUUUGUUGGCGGAAGCAAAGUCUUGGUGCGGUGCCGAAUGACUUUCAGUAAUGCUGCAGGCGUAGCAUUUGAACUGGCAGUACGGGGUGAAGAUUUGGAUGUAUCCCAGAUCGUUCUUUCCGCUGUUGCUUAGUAUAUAUGCCAUGCACUACUCCGUAAUAUAUAAAACAUA